Messenger RNA from Symbiodinium sp. CCMP2592, 1191 nucleotides. The record is from the annotation of a GenBank genome assembly. Lineage: Eukaryota; Dinophyceae; Suessiales; Symbiodiniaceae.
AUGGAGUGCUGCCCCAGUGGACUGCUCGGCUGGUGCGGCCAUGCUCCGAUCUCAGAGAGCUUGCGUCGGUCGCUGGGAUGUGACGAGUCCUCUGAGCCGGGCCUGGUGCCGCGCUUCCAGGAGCUGAGAGACGAGAGCUCGCCAGCACAAGACCCAGCAGCUCUCAACGAACUCCAAGCACGGGCUCUAGCCGACAUGCGACGGCAAGUUCAGCCUUCUGCAUCAUCCACAGAAGACAAAGAGCUUCUGCGGUUUCUGGUUGCAAGGAAAUGGCAAGUGGAUGCAGCCGUGGACCAGUUUCAGGCCAUGCUCAAAUGGCGAAAAGAUCAUCAUGUAGAUCGGGUUCGUGGCAAUGCUUUGGGGCCUUUUGGGCCAGAGGCGGCUUCGGAAGCUGCACAGGACGGUCGUCUUGGCCGGCAAGGUGUGGAGAUGUUCCCGCAGCUCAGGCUGGUGGAGCCUACGCUGAAGGAAGGCGCUCUCCUCUUUCAUGGCCAGACCCUAGCCUUCGGCUUCGACAAGAAGGGCCAGCCCGUCCAGAUCCAGAACGGUGGACUCGCAGGAUGGCGCUUCGCAGGAAUGCUCCAGCUCAUUGGCGGAAGCGAGAAGGUCUUGGCCAGCUUGGUCCGCAUGCACGAGUUACAGGCAGCCCGCAUGGAAGAGGCAUCCAGGAGGCAUGGGCGCCCAAUCACAAAGCAGGUCGUGAUUACGAAUGCUGAUGGAAUGCCGCUUCGUCCACACCCACUGGCCGUGGCUGCUUUCAAGGAUUUUCUUGUUGUAAGCUCUCGCUACUAUCCGGAAUCGUUGGCAGUUCUGUUUGUAAUCAACGCUCCUCCAGUAUUCGUUGCGCUCUACCGACUGAUCAAGACCUGGCUGGACCCCGUGACGGCAUCGAAGAUCCAGGUUCUUGGAAGAAACUUUCAAGCAGUGCUGCUUGAGCACAUUGAUGCAGACCAGCUUCCUCGCGAUUUUGGUGGCACCGUGGACUUCGACAUUCUGGGCAACACCUGGAGCCAAGAGGACUGCGAUCGGUGCAUCGCCAGAUGCAGACAGGCACUCCAACACAACGUACGUGAGCGCCGGCCUGCGGAAGCAAGUAAGUGCCCUGCGGGUUCGGACAAACCUUGGCCUCGAAUUCAGCAGCUGUUCGUGGUCAGCAUGGUUCUCCUGAUUGCCUUGUACGGCCUGCCGUAA